This is a messenger RNA of Rhineura floridana, 306 nucleotides long. RefSeq lists its product as uncharacterized. The transcript is spliced from 3 exons. The record is from RefSeq and is a predicted model, not a curated record. Lineage: Eukaryota; Metazoa; Chordata; Lepidosauria; Squamata; Rhineuridae. Bases 1 to 306 code for a protein of 101 amino acids.
AUGAAUAAAAUUCUGCUUCUCAUUAUCUCUGUCCUUCUCUGCUCUGUCCUGGCUGAAGCUCUUGUCUGCCGUCUCUGCAAAAUCUAUAAGAAGGGUGUUGGUUGUACUGUUGGAGAGGAGACAUGUGAAGCAGAACAGGGAGAAAAAUGCAAGACAGUUACUGUCUUUAAAGAAGGUGUCAGGUAUUUUUACAGAAAAGGAUGUACUAAUCCUCAAGAUAAAUGUGGAACUACUGAACAGUCUCCAAUGUUUGGCAGUAUGACAACAAAGUGCUGCAAUAGUAGUGACUUUUGCAAUGAUGAAUAA